Diospyros lotus (date-plum) is the source of this 1526-nucleotide messenger RNA. RefSeq lists its product as uncharacterized. Gene Ontology annotation, biological process: transmembrane transport. Lineage: Eukaryota; Viridiplantae; Streptophyta; Magnoliopsida; Ericales; Ebenaceae. The record is from RefSeq and is a predicted model, not a curated record. Bases 208 to 1227 code for a protein of 339 amino acids. Gene Ontology annotation, cellular component: membrane. Gene Ontology annotation, molecular function: transmembrane transporter activity. The transcript has 11 exons.
UGCCCUUUAUCGCUCCGUCUUUCUUUCAGUUUAAUAUUCAACUUCUCUCUCAAGAUCCCAAGGAACGGUAGCUGCAGAUCGCUGACAACGACCCCGCAUUAAUCAACGAACCAAACGAGUUCAUAUUUAAAUCAGAACUUCGUCUGUAUUCAUCGUUGGAGACAAAAUUCCUUCUUCCUGACUCUUGGGGUUCAAAGUUCAGACGCCAUGAGCAUCAUGAGCUGGUGCAGAAGCAAAGAAGCUUGGUUGCGCGUUGUGUACGCAUUAUUUAUGGGUCAGGUGGUUUCUUUUUUCCUCUCGCUCAUGAGCUUCACUGCCUCGCUGGUUGCCGAUCUCGGUGCGGAUACGCCACUCAGUCUAUCCUUUCUCUCUUAUCUGGCUCUGGCUUUGGUGUACGGUAGCAUCUUGGUGUACAGACGUCAGAAACUGCGGAUCCCUUGGUAUUAUUAUCUACUUCUCGGAUUUGUUGAUGUCCAAGGCAAUUAUCUGGCUAAUAAGGCAUACGAGUACUCAUCGAUUACUAGUGUGACAUUAUUGGAUUGUUGGACAGUAGCAUGGGUCAUUGUCCUUACUUGGUUCUUUCUGGGCACGCGAUAUUCCCUCUGGCAGUUAUUCGGUGCAGCUGUCUGUGUGCUGGGGCUUGGUUUAGUGCUUCUUUCUGAUGCUGGAGUCAGUGGCGGAGGUGGUUCAAAACCUCUUCUAGGUGAUGCACUUAUCAUUGCAGCGACAGUUUUUUUCGCGAUGAGCAAUGUUGGCGAGGAAUUUUGUGUAAAGAAAAAAGAUCGCGUUGAAGUAGUGUCGAUGCUUGGUGCUUUUGGAACACUUGUUACUGUGUGUGAGAUAGCUAUUGUCGAGAGGAAGAGUCUGGAAUCGGUGAAGUGGUCCACAGAAAUUAUAUUAGCCUUUGCGGGCUAUGCGCUGGCAAGCUUUAUGUUCUAUACUCUUGUUCCUUAUGUUUUGAAGAUGAGUGGAGCCACGAUGUUUAAUCUCUCUAUUCUCACGUCUGACAUGUGGGCAGUUAUCAUUCGCAUCUUUUUCUAUCACCAGCAGGUUGACUGGUUGUACUAUCUGUCAUUUGCAAUUGUAGUUGUUGGACUCGUCACAUAUUCAAGGACCGAGAAGGAUUCCGAUCCUGUACCGGCGGUCGAGGAAGAAAAUCUAAGGGGUCAAUACCAUGUCCUCAGUGAAGAAACCGCAGAAUCCAGAAACGAAACUGCAGCGUCAUGACAUGCAGAGUAUCCUGUUACCGCAGGAUCUUUCAUCCUUCACAUGCUGAGGACAGGGCAAGCAUUAAAUCUUCAGUUUAUCACUGAGUUUCAAAUUUUGCUCAGCCUUGAGUUUGCAGAACAGCCCAAAUCUUCUCUCAAGGAUCAAACUCAAUUCUACCUGCAGAAGUGUUUACAUUUCUGCUCCAUCGAUGUGUUUCAACUGCUGUCAUGUAAUUAGCCAAGCGAUUACGCUUAGACCAUCCGGUAAUAGAUUAUCGGACAAUAAUACACCGAGGCUGUGAAUGCUCUCUCUCUCAA